AGAGGUCGUUCUUGUCAUAAGUCAUUCGGUUUGGCGUUGGCAUUUUUAUCGAAGUAAAACGGCUUUGUUAGUAUCGAAUAAAAAUGAGUGCUGCGUUAUUGUUUGCGUGUUCUCGUUGUUUUACUCGUCAUCCUUUCGAAGAUCUAUCUCCAGGUCAACAACUAUGCAAAGAGUGUCGCGGGGCUUUUCCAGUUGUUAAAUGCACCUAUUGUCGUUCAGAAUUUCAACAAACUUCUAAAGGCAGUACAAGUACAAUAUGUAAAAAAUGUGAACAAAACGUGAAAUCUUAUGGUAAACCGACUGCCUGCGAGUAUUGCAACAUCAUAGCGGCGUUCAUCGGGAAUAAAUGUCAACGGUGUACAAAUUCCGAAAUAAAAUAUGGUCCUCCGGUUAACUGCGAACAGUGCAAGCAAAAAUGCGCUUUCGAUAGACAUGACGAUGAUAAAAAGGUUGACGGCAAGCUUUUAUGUUGGUUGUGCACUCUUUCCUUCAAAAGGGCUUUAGCUAAGACUAAACAGGGGGAUGCGGAGAGAAGGCAUUUAAAAAUGGCUCAUUUACAUAAGAAACAUAAGGAUAAGCCGAGGAGUCACAGCAAACGUCCGAAUCGACCGGACGUUACGAAAAUACCGCCCCCCGAGGACGUGACCCCCAACAAAAUAGCUCGCAACAAUUCCGGAGCGCCAGUCCGAGGUGAUUUAGAUCCGAACAGUUCGGAUCACGUGAUCGCGAUGACUCAACUCAAAGAACAAAUCGCCAGUUUAACGAAGCAACUAGCUCAAAAAAACUCCGAGCUCUUGAAUAAAGAUAAAACGAUAACUGAAUUGAAGGCGAGCAAUUUCACGACGGAAAACGAGCUCAGGCAAAAAUUGAAGAACCUCCAGAAGGAGUACGACGAUAAAGUUGAUAAUUUGAAUAACAAAAUAUCGAGUCUUCUCAAAGAAAUAGCCAGUUUAUCGAAAUCGGCGAAGAAGGGUAGUAAAAAUUCGACGUUGGCGUCAAAUUCUGCAGCUGAUAAUAACAGCAGCGGUACGGAUAGUCCAAGUUUACAGUGAAUUAGUGUCGUAAGUGUUGAUAACGCGGUGGUAUUAAGUGAUGUGAUGGUUAAAUGAAAGCUUCGAAGCACCAUUUUAUAUAUGUACGUCUAAUUUUAUUUUUUUUUAUUUUGAGUACAAAAAUUGCAAAAAAAUAAUUAGGAAACCAAUAUUUGGUAUUCGGGAUGUUUUUAUUCAUUAUUCAGUAGAAAUUAUGGGAAAUGUUUCGCUUCACUGUCUCCUAUUUUUUAUUUUCGAUUCCGGUACCAAUUUUUUAAUGUUCAUUCCAAUCCGGGGGUGCCCACUUUUGGUCCGGAACUUGCAGCCCUUAUCUUGUUCGAAAAUUAGACAAAAACCUAAAUCCACACUGCAUUGGUUUCUAGAUUUCAUUAAUUUGGCCUGCAUUUGAUGAACUAUCCUUUCGACAAAGGAGUACACAGGACACUAAUGGUUUUUAGGGCUUCUUUAGCACUAGCAAAUACCUGACCCCACUUAUCCUGAAGUGUUUAAGUUGAACUACAGAAAUAACUGGUUUUACUACUGAAAAUAACGCCAUUUCGAUUUAGUAGUGAAUCAUCAAUUUUUCCGCUAUUUUUUUUUUUUGACUGCUUAAUCUCCAAAUCAGGGAAAUCCGUGUCCAGGAGGCAGAAAAGUCGAUGGAAUGGAAAAUGGAAACGUCCAGGGAAAUCUGGAACAGUUGGAAACCGUGUUCCAAUCUCUUUUUUUUUCUCAGUGUAACUUAUCACUUUGACUUUCCUCUUAAUUUAUCUGUUUUUUUUUUAUUGUUGUUGCUGUAAUUUCCUCAUUUCUUCGACUUUGUUAACAUUUUUCUUUUAUGCCCUUUGUGUAAUUUUGCAGAAAAAAGAAUAGUUUUGGUGGAACCUUUAUAUUUUCAUUUAUUUUUCCCCAAAAUUUUAUAUUUUUAUUUUGGAAAAACUUGAUGGUUUUCAACUUUUUUAACUAAAAAUUUUUUAUGGGAACAAAUCUGAUACAUUUUUCUGAAAUUUCCAUUAUUUUUUGCUAAUUCUAUUUUCAUCAUUGUUAAUUUCAACCCUUCAUGUUUUUUUCUUAGUGUAUCUCGUCGUUUCGCGUUCCCCCUUAAUAUAUUUGUUUUUCUGAUUCCCUUUCGUCCUUAUUCGUUAUUGUUGCUAUGAUUUCCUCAUUUCUUCGACUUUAUUAACAUUUUUUAAUGCAAAAUCUAAUAAAUUUCUACCGACUAGGC
This is a messenger RNA of Diorhabda carinulata, 2253 nucleotides long. Its product is annotated as protein FAM76A. The transcript is spliced from 5 exons. The record is from RefSeq and is a predicted model, not a curated record. NCBI's taxonomy places the organism in Eukaryota, Metazoa, Arthropoda, Insecta, Coleoptera, Chrysomelidae. The coding region runs from base 84 to 1052 and encodes 322 amino acids.